AAUUAAAAAUUUUAAAGUAUGUCAAAGAUGUCAAGCAAGCAAGCUUGGCCUUGAAGAGAAGAACCUCUCCAAUUUUUUAAUUCCCAAAACAAAGUUAAAAAUAAAAUAAAAAAACAGAGGGAAAGCAUUAUUAUAUUGGAAAAUUGCAGAGAAGUGAAUGCUCAAAGUAGAGAGAGAGAGAGAGAGAGAGAGAGAGAGAGAGAGAGAAUUACAAAGGGUGAAGUGUGGAAGGAGAGAGAGGGAUUAGGUUCUGUAAUAAUUUUUCCAACCAGAGCAGUUGGCAGUGGUUAUUUCUGGGUCUUUUAAAUCAUACAUGUCAUCUGUUAACUUGGGCAGGUAAGCAAACCCUCACUCUUUUUGUAGCUCCAUAGCUCUGCUGCAUUUUGUGUGUGAUGCAUAAGAAAAAGGUUAGAACUUGAUGCUUCUUUUGCUGUUGGUGCAAAUACCCAACUUGUGAAUUGGGAUUUUCCUGUCAAAUUGGAUUCCUUUGGAGGUAAAAUCAAAAUCCCAAUUCAGGGACUGAGCUAAAACCCUGCCCAUUUUCUCUUCUGUCACAAUUCAAGCAUAAAUUUGAUGCCUUCUGGUCUUUCUUGGAGUACCCAUCUAAGAAUAUCUCAAAAGGGGUUCUGCAACUUUCCUUUUUCCCAGUUUCUAGGCUUCUAGCUCUUUUGAUUCAAAACUUGCAAGAGCUAGUUGUUAUUUCCUGAUAGGUAAUUGGCAGCCAUUUUUAUUAAUUAUUAUUAUAAUAUUCAAUUGCUUGAAGCUUGGAGUGAUUCUCCUUCUCACUAAUUUUGGUCAUAGUUUGGAGAGAUUCAAAACCCCCUUUUUCCAUCUGGUUCCUUCAACCAGAUUGAUGUUUGAUUGAGCUGAGGAUUGAAAAUAAAAAAUUUGAAAUUUAGCUCUCUCCAAAGAGAAAAAGGGAAUCUGCUUUCUUUUUGUUAGUCUGGUGAGCUGUUGCUUAGCUAAUGUCUAUGUUUGUCCAUGUCUAACUUUAUGCUCUGAAAGGUUCACUUUUUCUUGUCUGUGGGGAGCAUUUUCUUUUGUUUAUUUUCCCUUCCCUGCACUAGAAGCUUGAUCCUAGGGUUUUUGAGGUCUUUAGGGUGGUGCAGUAUAAGAUUUUAUGCCUGAUACACUGGAUUUAUCCUCUCACUUUGUGUCCAUGGGAUGCUGCAACAAGAGGCAUCUGUUGCUUUAGCACCCUCUCAGGUCUAUAAAGCUGCAGAGGUUACCUGUUCCUUGUUGAGUCUGCAAGAUAUCACCAGUCAACUUUGGUCAAAGCCACCCACUUUCCCUUUAGUGUCUUAGAUUUCUUUUGUCGUUUGAAUAAUAUAUAGGUUGGUGGAGGAGGACUCCAUAGUUUUGGAGGAUUAGGACUUCUGAGUUCAUAAAAUGGGAGGUCAUGACAGUGAGGAUGUAGGGUUUCAGCAUAGAAUUGAUGGGAGCCGGAACUGUCCAUCUUCCGGGAUGAGCAUUAAUCCGCUGCCCGAAAAGGUUUCCAGAACGGCAAUGAGUUCUGUGUCCAUGUUUAAGCCUUCAAAUGGGGCUGACCCUUUCUUUGCUUCUGGUUGGGAUCCAAUUGUUUCAUUGAGUCAGAAUGAUAAUUUUGGCGGUCCUUCGGGUGUUUCCCAUGGCGAAUUUCCCAAUCCACCUUACCCCGUUGCGAUGGAGAAUCAGGGAAUGAGUAGCACCUCCCACCUUGUUCAAUAUCCAUCUGAUUCAAGCUAUGUUGGGAUGGUGCCAAAGCUUCCUCAAUGUUUUGGAAGUGGAAGCUUCUCAGAAAUGGUUGGUUCUUAUGGUCUCUCUGAGUGUGGCCAGAUUGCUAACCCUGGGUGUCCUCCGAACUAUAACCCCAACAGGGAGGGGGGCACUGAGAGGACUUCAACAAUCGGUGCCCAAUCUCACGAUGAUCGCCAAAUUUCUGAAGAGGGUGCUUUAGGAUCUUCGCCGAAUGGAAAGAGAAGGAAACGAGCUUCCAAAUCCAACUCUGCAUUCAGUCCAAAUAAGAAUGUUGAUGGGGAACUUAACAAGGAUAUGUCUGGGGAGAGCUCUGAUUAUCUGAAAGAGCAAGAUGAGAAGAAAGCAAAAACUGAAGAAAAUGCAGCUGCAAAUUUGCGUGGCAAGCAGAUGGGCAAACAGACUAAAGAAAAUUCUCAAAGCGGAGAUCCAAAAGACAGUUACAUUCAUAUUAGAGCCCGAAGGGGCCAGGCUACAAAUAGUCAUAGCCUCGCAGAAAGGGUAAGGAGAGAAAAGAUUAGCGAGCGGAUGAGAUUGCUUCAAGAACUUGUUCCGGGAUGCAAUAAGAUUACUGGGAAGGCUGUAAUGCUUGAUGAGAUUAUCAAUUAUGUGCAGUCUCUGCAACAGCAAGUUGAGUUUUUAUCAAUGAAACUUGCGACGGUCAAUCCAGAACUCAACAUUGAUAUUGAACGGAUUCUGUCCAAAGAUAUUCUUAACUCGCGGAGUGGCAGUGGAGCUAUCUUCGGGUUUAGUACUGGAAUCGGCUCUUCUCAACCAUACCCUCCCGGUAUGUUCCCUGGAAACUUGCCAAGUAUGCCAACUUCAGCUCCACAAUUUCCUUCCUUGCCUCAGAAUGUAUUAGACAAUGAGUUCCAAGGUCUUUUCCAUAUGGGUUUUGAUUCUAGUUCAGCUAUUGACAAUAUGGGACAAAAUGCAGGCCGCUUGAAGCCGGAGUUAUAAGAUUCAGACGGAUAUUAGGGGCUACUUCCACCCGACAGACAACUCAAAUUUUCGGUUAACUCUACUUGACUCAGCUAGAGAAGAAGAAAAAGUGGAAAGAAAACGAAAAAAAAAUAGAAGCUUAUUCCGGUUGUAUAGUCUCUCUCGGUUCCUAAUUGUUUGUUCUUCGAAUUUUUAGCAGAAGAAGAUGACUUUGUUAUAUUACAAAAAAAAAUGUGUAUAAUGAGACAACAAGGCAAGAGGUUUGAUUGGUGAAGAAGAAGAAGAACUCUGUUUGUUGGGUGUUUGUAGAAAUAGGACUUUGCUUGAAGCUUUCUAGGGUUUUAGGGGAAUCUGUGGAAGAAUUGUUUUUGUAGAUUGCUGCAUCAUGAAAGGAGUAACAGAUUUGUUCUGA
Messenger RNA from Pyrus x bretschneideri (Chinese white pear), 3088 nucleotides. Its product is annotated as transcription factor bHLH74-like. Gene Ontology annotation, biological process: regulation of DNA-templated transcription. The transcript is spliced from 8 exons. The record is from RefSeq and is a predicted model, not a curated record. Gene Ontology annotation, cellular component: nucleus. Gene Ontology annotation, molecular function: protein dimerization activity; DNA-binding transcription factor activity. The coding region runs from base 1390 to 2694 and encodes 434 amino acids. Lineage: Eukaryota; Viridiplantae; Streptophyta; Magnoliopsida; Rosales; Rosaceae.